Osmerus eperlanus (European smelt) is the source of this 2242-nucleotide messenger RNA. RefSeq names its product major facilitator superfamily domain containing 5 (gene slc61a1). The transcript is spliced from 2 exons. Gene Ontology annotation, cellular component: membrane. Lineage: Eukaryota; Metazoa; Chordata; Actinopteri; Osmeriformes; Osmeridae. Bases 244 to 1689 code for a protein of 481 amino acids. Gene Ontology annotation, molecular function: molybdate ion transmembrane transporter activity. The record is from RefSeq and is a predicted model, not a curated record. Gene Ontology annotation, biological process: molybdate ion transport.
GAUGUAUUGUUUUAUAACACGGAAAUAUCUUGGAUGAUGUUGUUUCUAACAUGGGUUAGCUACCUAGUGGCAAACAGUCAGCCUCUCUUGAGCUAGAUAGUGAACUUGAUCGUUUAUUACAGCAAUGACUUGAUCAUAUUAAGUGGCAUGGAGACAGUAUCAAACAACGUGCUUUUGACUUAUCCUCUCAGGACAAGACUUAAGAAAUUCUGAACGACAGGAAGAUAAAGAGCAUAUGCCAUCAUGUUGAUGACAGCGUACCUGGCCAUAGUACUGUUGCUGGCACUUUGUGUCUGCUUGGAGCUCACCGCACGCCGCGUUACCCCUCCCCAACCUGCCCCCACGGCUGUCGCCAACCCAGUUUUCCGACGCUUCCAGGCCCUCUUCCUACGAGGCUAUCUACUAGCUAUAUGGGCUGACUGGCUCCAAGGCCCUUACCUGUAUAAACUUUACCGUCAUUACAGCUUCCUGGAGUCCCAGAUAGCCAUCUUGUAUGUGUGUGGUCUGGCAUCAUGUGUGCUGUUUGCUCCUGUUGCUGGCUGGCUGCCACAGGCCCUUGGUCGAAGGCAGACCUGCCUGCUCUUCUGUGUAGCAUACUCUGCCUGCUGCCUCACCAAACUCUCAAGGGACUACUUUGUUUUGAUAAUUGGCCGUGUCCUGGGAGGCUUGUCCACAUCCUUGCUCUCCACCACCUUCGAGGCCUGGUACGUGCACAGGCAUGUGGAAGCCCAUGACUUCCCCAAGGAUUUGAUACCCAGCACUUUCGCUAAGGCGGCUAGCUGGAACCAUGGGUUGGCUGUCGCCGCUGGUCUGGUGGCUAAUCUGCUAGCCGAGUGGCUUCAUCUGGGGCCGGUGGCCCCCUUCCUCCUGGCUGUCCCCUUUCUGGCUGCGUGUGGCUGGGUGGUACUAACCGAUUGGGGCCGAGAGGAGCGAGAGGGGGAGCUGGAAGGGGAGAAACAUACCUGUCUGCUGAGUCCUCCUAAUGCCUCUCAGGCUCGCCUGUCUGCCAGAGACCGCUUCUGGAGAAGCUGCCAGGAGGGGCUCCGCUGUCUGUUGUCCGACAGGAGAGUGAUGGUCCUGGGGGCAGUCCAGGCUCUGUUUGAGAGUGUCCUCUACAUCUUCGUGUUCCUGUGGACUCCCGUGCUCGACCCCCACGGCCCCCCACUGGGCAUAGUCUUCUCUUGCCUCAUGGCUGCCAGCAUGGCAGGCUCCCUGCUGUAUCGCCUGGCUACCUCCACCCGCUAUCGGCUCCAGCCCGGACACCUACUCUGCCUGGCCGUACUGCUGGCCUUUUUCUCCUUCUUCAUGCUGAUCUUCUCCACCGCCCCAGGGCAGCCCCGGCCCCACGAGUCUCUGCUGGCCUUCCUGCUUCUGGAACUGGCCUCUGGCCUCUACUUCCCUUCAGUCAGCUUCCUCCAGGGCAGGGUGAUCCCUGAGGAAAAGCGGGCUGGGGUAUUGGCCUGGUUCAGGCUGCCCCUCCACCUGCUGGCCUGCCUGGGGCUACUGGCCCUCCACGGGGAGGUGUCGGGGACCGGGGGUGGGGAGGAGGGCAGUGGGACCAGGCACAUGUUCGGGGGUUGCGCUGCCAUGAUGCUAGGGGCUCUGCUGGCAGUGGUCAGUCUCUUUACCCUGGGCAGAAACGACACCGAGCUGAGGCUGGAGGGAGCUAGAGGAGAGGGAGAGAUAUGAAGAAGUAGAGCAGGAGGAAUACCGUUACUGACUUGACUGGGAUUUAUUUUCUGCAUGACUGGAAAAAAUGACACAACAAUCAUUAAAUGUUCCACAAAUUUCGAUGGGGGGGAUGUAUUUAAAGGGUGUCUUGGUAUGUCACUCACUAACCCUUUCUGCUCUUCAUGAUGACCUGCGUCAUCGCAGAUUAUUUCUGCGCACUUCCCAAGCAGUACUUGGCUACUCCACUAGAUGGUGACAGUGAUAUGCAGGGGGUUUCAUGUUUAUCAACUGCGUGGUCUGGUAUGUAACUAGAGCACGGGAUGAAGCUAUGCUCCUGGGCAAAACAAAAGUUAUUACAUAAAUACAAUUGCUUAUAUGGUUACUUCUAGUAAGAUGGAAAAGUGGAACACAUGGGCUCUAGGUAUUAUCAGUUUGGAAACAGAAGGGGUUAUUGAUGGUUUGUGGGCCAAAAUGAAUCUCAGUCUAUGUUCUAUUAACAAAAAUAAUCAUUCCAUUGUUAUGGGGCUUUUACAUUGUACAUCAGUAAUAAAUCAUUUUUUAUUACAAACAA